UUCGUUCCCGUUUGUUCCGGCAGCCGGACGCGCCCGUGUUGCUGCUCUUUCGGGCAGCGGCCGGUGGAGAGGCCGGCAUGGCGGAGAGCCCGGGACGGCCCGGCUCCCUGCCGCCGGAGGGAAGCGGUGUCCCUCGGGAAGGAGGCGAUGAGGAAGCGGCCGCCGGGGAGCCGCAGCCAGGGGUGUCCACAGAGGAGACGGCGGAGUCCCCGGACGGGUCCCUCCACUGCGAGGCGCCGCGGCUGAGCGGGGUGGCGAUGGCUAGGCAGGAGGCCGCCGAGGCGGAGGUGGCCCCGGGCGGCAGCGCCGGGACGGGGAGCGGAUUCCCCGACGGGGCGGCGGAGAGGUCAGGCCGGCCGGGUGCGGAGCAGCGGCCUCCGGCGGGGGCUGAGCAGCGAGUUCCCGAUGGGGAAAGCCUGGGGGGCGAGGGUCUGCCGGGAGGGGAGCCGGUGGAGGAGGCCGCGGAGGUAGACGUCUCCACGGCGGCAAGGGUGGAACUCGAGGGCGCGGCUGUGUCCCCGGUGAACACUGAGCCUGAGGAGGCAGCCCCGGAAGGUACGGAGCCCGAGGGGACAGCCGCAGCAGGGACAGAGCCCGAAGAGGCAGCCUCGGCGGGAACGGAGCCCGAGGACGCGGCCACGGCCCCGGCGGGGACGGAGCCCGGGGAGGUUGAGGCAGCCCCGGCGGGGCCAGACCUCGAGGAGGAGAUGGGGACAGUCCCGGUAAGGACAGACCCUGAAGAGGCAGUGAGAGAAGAAGCCCCGUCGGGGACAGACUUCGAGGAUACGAUGGCAAAAGACCCGGCGGAGACAAACCCCGAAGAGGCGGCGGGGCCAGACCCUGAGGAGGCAGUGAGAGAAGAAGCCCCGUCGGGGACAGACUUUGAGGAGACUAUGGCAAAAGACCCGGCGGAGACAAACCCCGAAGAGGCGGCGGGGCCAGACUCCGAGAAGGAGGUGAGGGAGGAAGCUCCGGCGGGGACAGACCCCGAGAAGCCUGCGGGGAUAGAUCCGGCGGGGACAAAUCCCGAAGAGGCGGUGCGGGAGGCAGCCCCCGCUGGGACAGACCCGGAGGAGCCUGCAGGGACAGCACCGGCUGGGAAAGACCUCGAAGAUGCCGUGCAGGAGGCAGCCCUGAUGGCAGCCGAGGAGGCGGUGGCUCCGGCGGGGAGCGAGGUGGCUCCCAGUAGCGGUGAGGAAGCAGAGGUGGCGUUGCCGGCCGGAGGAGAGGCCGACGGCGGGCGCCGGUCGUCGGUCGGCCCUGCCCGCGAGGACGGAGUGGAGACAGCGGUGGCGGAGCAGGGAGCCGGUGCCCCGGCGGUGGCGGAAGAGGCGAGCGAGGCCGCAGGGGCCGGGGGAGCGGCGGAGCAGCGCAGCGGGUCCCCGGGCCCUGAGGGCCGCGAGUGGGACGCGGCAGGUCGGAGCCUUAACGGCCGGGCGGAGGACGAGAACGAGAGAGGUUCGCCUGCCGCCCUGGAGGAGGAAGAGGAGGAUGAGGAGAAACAGGAACACGACAUCUCUCUCUUCGUCAAGGCUGGCAGUGAUGGGGAAAGCAUCGGAAAUUGCCCCUUCUCUCAGCGUCUCUUUAUGAUUCUGUGGCUAAAAGGUGUCAUAUUCAAUGUUACAACUGUGGAUUUGAAAAGAAAGCCUGCUGACCUGCAGAACCUUGCCCCAGGAACAAACCCUCCCUUCAUGACUUUUGAUGGUGAAGUGAAAACUGAUGUCAACAAGAUUGAAGAGUUCUUGGAAGAAAAGCUGUCUCCACCCCGGUAUCCCAAGCUUGCACCAAACCACCCUGAGUCUAACUCUGCAGGAAACGAUGUGUUUGCAAAAUUCUCUGCAUUCAUAAAGAACCCAAGAAAAGAUGCUAAUGAAAAUUUGGAAAAAUCUUUGCUUAAAGCCCUGAGGAAGCUGGACAACUAUUUAAAUAGCCCCUUGCCUGAUGAAAUUGAUGCUUACAGCACUGAGGAGAUCACUGUUUCCAGUCGGAAAUUCCUGGAUGGAGAUGAUCUCACCUUAGCAGAUUGCAACCUCCUACCAAAGCUCCAUAUAAUCAAGGUUGUUGCAAAAAAAUAUAGAAAUUUUGAUUUUCCACCUGAAAUGACAGGGAUUUCAAGAUACUUGAACAAUGCAUACGCAAGAGAUGAAUUUACAAACACUUGUCCUGCUGAUCAAGAAAUCGAGUAUGCGUACUUGGAUGUUGCAAAGAGAAUGAAGUAAACAGAAGAUGCCUCUGUUCUUUAUUGCUUCCGAGAUUCAGAUGGGCAGCAGCCAAGAUGGAAGUAUGCAUUCUGCAGCGUAAUUUUAAGUUCUGCUAUUGGCCAAUCCUUCUUUUAUAAUGAUUGUAUAGCUUUAUUUGCUCAUUCUUAAGUUAUGUAUGUGUAUGUUUAUGUGUCUGUACAGAUGUCUGCACACAUGAAUAUCUGUUGUGCAUUCCAAGUUAAAGGCAUAAGUCAAUAUUCAAGCAUCUGUUGGGGUUAGGGGAACAGUGUAGGUUACACAAUUAUAGCAAUAUUACAAACUAGUGACUUAUGGUAAAUUGCUGAAUUUUGAGAAGAAAUAGCCCUGUUUCUAACACACAUUUAACCUCUUGUUAUCGCUGCCUCUGAUCUCUGUUUCACAGUUGUUGCCAAACUUCACAGUUACCGGGAGGGUUUCUGUUUGCUUCUCUGCAAGCCUCAGAGGGCCCCAAGCCAGCCGCUGGUGCCCAUGCAGCACCUGGCUUAACCCAGGAGAGAGGGCAGCCUGUAGGUGGGACUACACCUCAUGUCCCAGAAGCCCUCUCCUCUGUGCUGGAGACCUGCAGGGCAGGUCAAGGAAGUAGAACUCCUUUUUACAUUGUGUGAGUCUUCUUUGGUAUAAUAAUUAAAUAAAUUAAUCCAUCUUGCCUUCUCCUCUCUCAGGGCCGCAAAACCCAUCGAACUUCCCUCCUGGUGCUCCCAAAGAGAGAAAUGCAGAGUGCCACUGGCUGAUGGACUGUCUGAUAAUAGAUAUUUGAUGAGGGAAGGGGGAGAAACACAGUUUUCACUGUAGACAUAAGAAAGGGGUGACCAUCUGUCCUCUGCUACUGAUGUAGAAUUUCUUUGUCAUCCUUCCGUGGCUUUCAUCUGGUUUUGGAAAGCAAAGAGGAGGAGAGGGUCUAAGAAAGAAACAGUCCUCCUAUACUUCCUUUUCCUGGUUGAGCUCUAACGUAUUGGCUUUCCCAAGGCUGCUGUUAGGAUUUCAUUGCUGAGAGCUUUACAGCUGAUUAGACAACAUAGACCUACCUCAUGCAGUAGGCGGGGGAUGGAUUAGAUGGACCCCUCCAGACUUGCCUGUGUCUGUUAAAUCAGUCAGUACUCGGGAGCACCCUCUAGCCUGGCACUGAGGAGCACGCGAUGUAUGGACAUAAGAGAUGUAUGGGCUGGGAUAAGUGAUGUUCACAGCUGCUUUUUGCUGAGCAGGUCCUCAGCAAGCACACAGGAGCAGAGUGUGCAGUGCUUUAGUCAUAGGGUCACGUGGAAGUUUUCUUCUGAUGGAUUUUGCCUGUGUACAAAAUAGAUGUAAAAAUGGCUAAAAAUAGCUUUACAGCACCUACAUCCACAAAAAUACUCUUUUAGGUCAGUCACUUAUCCUUUCCCAUGUCAAACAUACGCUUGCUUUCUAACAAAGCUUUACUUAAUGGUAAUAGUCGGUGUUAGAUGCACUGUGCCUGCACUGUCUUCCUCUUACACACUGCACAGCUCUAAUGCAGAUGUGCUAACAUCACAAGUAUUUGUAAGCAGUGCCGAAUAUGUGGCUUUAGUUUAGCUUGCCUUUAGAGAAAACAGGCACAAUAACUUUCCCCUCCCACCCUCCACUGUGAACUCUCAUAUUGGGGUUGAUAGCUGAGCAAUCACUCAUCACCUAUUACUAACACUUACUUUGUAUUUUCAAAUACAUACAUAUAUAUAUAAAUAUAAAAAAUGAAACCUGUAUACUCUUUUCGUAUGCCUUACAAAUUUAAAUAGAAAAUACACAAAUUCAUAAGUAA
Molecule: messenger RNA, 4011 nt
Organism: Pezoporus flaviventris
Lineage: Eukaryota; Metazoa; Chordata; Aves; Psittaciformes; Psittacidae
Gene: CLIC6
Product: chloride intracellular channel 6
Exons: 6
Coding region: 78-2219 (713 amino acids)
Source: RefSeq, a predicted model, not a curated record